GUGCGCACUCAGCGGACCAAAGAAUGAGGCGAACAAUGGGCAGGACGAAAAUGUGGAUUAAUUCUAUCUGAAUGCGAAACGUUUUUUUUCCGAAAAAUGAACUUGCUGUUAGGUCGAUGGAUUAUUUUGUCCAUAACAGGUAAAUGUUUUUUUCUUUACUCAUUCAGCAUGUUGUUUUGUCAUUUGUCUGCGAAAGCCUUGGAUGCAGCCAGCAACAGUUUGAUCCCUUCACUUUAUUCCAGGAACUAACGGGUCUACCUUUACAGUAGGCUAUGACCUCAACUGUCAACAUGACUUUUGGAUUCCCUUUAUUUUUAUUUAUAUAAACAUACUUUUGUCUGCCCACUUGUUUUGGGGGAUUCAUCUGAUUUGCUUUAGUGUUGAAUCUGUGCAGUGAUAAUAGGCCUUAGCUGGCCUACUCUUGUUUUUCUCUAUUGUAUUUUGUCAUAAAUUACAGGAGGAAUGUGUGGAAUGAGGACGCUAGUGAAAACCCGGUUAUUCUUAAUAUAUUUUGUAAUUGUGUAUAUUGUGUGUUUGUAUUUAUGCAGGGCUUAUCUGUAAAAUAUACCAUAGUCUCAGUAUGACUUCCCUGUCAAAAUAAAGGUUAAAUAAAAAAUAGAAAUAGGUCCCGUUAUUCAGACAAGAUCCAUGUUAUGCCUGCACCCCAAUGACCCACAUACACAUUUACUAGGCAGAGAUACAUAGGUCCUCUAUUAUAACACACUUAGAACUUUCAUUCUGAGAGCCCAAUUUCCCACCUUUAAUUUGGUAAAUGAAUAGUAAUUUAACCAUUAUUUAAUUUAGUAUUUUGGAGAGGUAUUUCUGUAGACCUAUACAAGAACAAAAAACAGCCCUCUAGGGAGUCAAGUCAUUGUGUUGGAAUGCCUGGCAGGAAAACGUGUCAGUUGUUUGGAAUGAAAGGGCCUGAUGUGGUCAGGAAGCAUGGAGUGACUCAGAGCUUUGACCAAGAAGAGCCUAGUAGACUGGUUAAACUAUAACUUGAAUGGUAAACCUCAGUUUGUGUUGUCUACUCUUCAAGAAAAGAGAACACUAUUUGAUGGAGUAAAAAGAGAACACUAUUUGAUGGUGUACCACUGAGUUACAGUUCAUAUAAGGAAAUUAGUCAAUUUAAAUAAAUUCAUUAGGCCCUAAUCUAUGGAUUUCACUUGACUUGGAACACAGAUAUGCAUCUGUUGGUCACAGAUACCUUAAAAAAAAAAGUAGGGGCGUGGAUCAGAAAACCAGUCAGUAUCUGGUGUGACCACCAUUUGCCUCAUGCAGCGCGACACAUCUCCUUCAUAUAUAGUUGAUCAGGCUGUUGAUUGUAGCCUGUGGAAUGUUGUCCCACUCCUCUUCAAUGACUGUGUGAAGUUGCUGGAUAUUGGCGGGAACUGGAACACGCUGUCGUACACGUCAAUCCAUAGCAUCCCAAACAUGCUAAAUGGGUGACAUGUCCGGUGAGUAUGCAGGUCAUGGAAGAACUGGGACAGUUUCAGCUUCCAAGAAUUGUGUACAGAUCCUUGUGACAUGGGGCUGUGUAUUAUCAUGCUGAAACAUGAGGUGAUGGCAGCGGAUGAAUAGCACGACAAUGGGCCUCACGAUCUCGUCACGGUAUCUCUGUGCAUUCAAAUUGCUAUCGAUAAAAUGCAAUUGUGUUUGUUGUCCGUAGCUUAUGCCUGCCCAUACCAUAACCCCACCACCACCAUGGGGCACUCUGUUCACAAUGUUGACAUCAGCAAACCGCUUACCCACAUGAAGCCAUACAUGCUGUCUGCCAUCUGCCCGGUACAGUUGAAACCGGGAUUCAUCCGUGAAGAGCACACUUCUCCAGCGUGCCAGUGGCCAUCGAAGGUGAACAUUUGCCCACUGAAGUCUGUUACGACGCCUGAACUGCAGUCAGGUCAAGACCCUGGUGAGGAUGACGAGCACGCAGAUGAGGUUCCCUGAGAUGGUUUUUGACAGUUUGUGCAGAAAUUCUUCGGUUGUGCAAACCCACAAUUUCAUCAGCUGUCCGGGUGGCUGGUCGCAGACGAUCUCACAGGUGAAGAAGCCGGAUGUGGAGGUCCUGGGCUGGCGUGUUUACACGUGGUCUGCGGUUGUGAGGCCGGUUGGACGUACUGGCCAAGUUCUCUAAAACGACUUGGAGGCAGUUUAUUGUAGAGAAAUGAACAUUCAAUUCUCUGGCAACAGCUCUGGUGGACAUUCCUGCAGUCAGCAUGCUAAAUGUACGCUCCCUCAAAACUUGAGACAUCUGUGGCAUUGUGUUGUGUGACAAAACUGCACAUUUUAGAGUGGCCUUUUAUUGUCCCCAGCACAAGGUGCACCUGUGUAAUGAUCAUGCCGUUUAAUCAGCUUCUUGAUAUACCACACCUGUCAGGUGGAUGGAUUAUCUUGGCAAAGGAGAAAUGCUCAUUAACAGGGAUGUAAACAAAGUUGUGCACAACAUUUGAGAGAAAUAAGCUUUUUGUGCAUAUGGAACAUUUCUGGGGUCUUUUAUUUCAGCUCAUGAAACAUGGGACCAACACUUUACAUAUUGCGUUUAUAUUUUUGUUCAGUGUAGUUGCAAGUGUUUUUGGUAUUCUGUUGUUGUGAAAAUGGAUUAGGAAAUGUAUAUUUUGUGAGUUGAAUCAGGAUCAUAGGUAUAAAUGUGUCAUUAUUUUUAUGUCACACUUGUGGGUAUUUUUAGAGGUUUAUAAAGAUGUGUUUUGGAGUGCCUGGUUACAUGCAUGGACAGUUUUUGUGUUGUUCUCCACUAGAGAUCAAAGGUCCCAGAAUAGUUUUCUUGGUGGUACGUGAAUCCUGAGGUUACCAAGGUGUCCCACCCUGUCCAUUCUCUCUGUCCCUCUCUUUCUCCCUCGCUAGAAUGUAAGAAACUCUUCUUCAAAUCUCUAACCACUAAUUGGCUGUUUACACCCGACUGGGCCAGAUGAUAUAAUCUCAUUGGUUGGAGUCCUCCCAUCCCCCUCCUCCAUUCUGUUGUCCACAUACAUUGCCUUCAUAAAGUAUUCAUACCCCUUGACUUAUUCCACAUUUUGUUGUAUUACAGCCUGAAUUCAAAAUGGAUUAAAUAUGGGUUUUUUCUCACACAUCUACGCAAAAUACCCCAUAAUGACAAGGUGAAAACAUGUUUUUUGAAAAUUUCGCAAAUGUAUUGAAAAUGAAAAACAGAAAUAUCUAAUUUACAUAAGUAUUCACACCCCUUUGCUAUGACACUCCAAAUUGAGCUCAGGUGCAUCUAAUUUCUACAACUUGAUUGGAGUCCACCUGUAGCCAAUUCAAUUGUUUGGACAUGAUUUAGAAAGAAACACACCUGUCUAUACUGUAUAAGGUCCCACAGUUGACAAUGCAGAAUGUCAGAUCAGAAACUAUACCAUAAAGUCCAAGGAACUGUCCGUAGAUCUCCGAGAUAGAAUUGUGAUGAGUAUAAAACUAUUUCUAGAGUGUUGAAAGUUUUUCCAAGAGCACAGUCUCCAUCAUUGGGAAAUAGAAAAAAUAUGGAACUACCCAGACUCUGCCUAGAGCUGGCCGUCCGACCAAACUGAGCAACCGGGCAAGAAGAUCCUUGGUCAGGUAGGUGACCAAGAACCCAAUGGCCACUCUGACAGAACUACAGGGUUUAUUGGCUGAGAUAGGAGAACCUGCCAGAAGGACAACAUUCUCUAUAGCACUUCACCAAUCUGGGCUUUAUGGGAGAGUGGCAAGACUGAAGCCAUUCCUGAGAAAAAGGCACAUGAUAGCACGCCUGGAGUUUGCAAAAAGGCACGUGAAAGACAGAUCAUAAGGCAAAAGAUUCUGUGGUCUGAUGAGACAAAAAUGUAACUCUUUGGCCUGAAUGCAAAGCGCUAUGUCUGGAGAAAACCAGACACAGCUCCUCACCCGUCUAACACCAUCCCUACUGUGAAGCAUGGUGGUGGCAGCAUCAUGCUAUGGUGAUGCUUUUCAGCGGCAGGGACUGGGAGACUGGAUGGAGGAAACAAUAAAUGGAGCCAAAUACAGGCAAAUCCUUGGUGAGAACCUGUUUCGGAGUGCAAACGACCUUGGACCAGGGCAAAGAUUUACAUUCAACAGGACAAUGACCCCAAACAUACAGCCAAAACAAAGCUGAAAUGGCUUCAGAACAAGAAUGUGAAAGUCCUUGAGUGGCCCAGCCAAAGCCCAGACUUGAAACCCAUUGAAAAUCUGUGGAAAGACUUGAAGAUUGCUGUUCACGUCGCUCAAAAUCUAACUUAACAGAGCUUGAGAAAAUCUGCAAGGAAGAAUGGAAGAAAAUCCCCAAAUCCAGAUGUGCAAAGCUGAUACAGUAAUACCCAAGAUGACUCAAAGCUGUAAUCGCCGCCAAUGGUGCUUCUACAAAGUGUUGACUCAGGGGUGUGAAUACUUAUGUAAAUAAAUGUUUUCUGUAUUUCAUUUUCAAUAAAUUUGCCCAAAAUUCUAAAAACAUGUUUUCACUUUGUCAUUAUAGGGUUUUGUGUGUAGAUGGGUCAUUUGUUUUGCACUGUCCAGAGGUAACUGACAUCUACCUCUGACUCAGUAGGAGGAGUUGGUGAACUGUUGGUGCAGGGUCAGAUAUUUAUUUAGCCUGAUCCUAGAUCUGUAGUUAGCGGCAAUGUCUAACUGGAGCUCUGUAGGUUAUUUGAAGGCCAUCAUCAUGAAUCACCCUGGCUCCUCUUCAGUACAAAGUGUGAAUCUCAAUCUGUGUAAAACUGCUUCCCCUCCUUGUCACAUUCCCUUCAUCUGCACUAAACUGAAAACUUGGGAAAGUGCUGCUAAGGAGAGGGCCGCUCUGUAGAACCGUUUGCUGUGAUUUCCUCUUUUCUGGGAAAUGUUUGGAGUGAGUUCCUGCUGCCUGCCCCACCCAGACCUAACAAGACUGGCUACAGAGGAUACUGCUCUGGCCACGACCCCCUCACUGUUCCCCUUUAUUAUGACAAACCCCUACCUCCCUACUACAGUCCUGUCCCUGCCCCCCACACCCGGCGGAAUGUAACCUCUGUGACCUCCCGUGUACUGGAGAGAGGAGCCCCCAUCCCAUCUCUGUCUCUCUCUCCCCCUUUAGAUAUUAUGCAAGUCACCUCUUGGCAAUCUCCCAGUUGGGGAUUGAGUUGGAGUCAUCAUUACGCAUACACACACACACACACACGGUUCUCAGUGGAACCAGACCAGAUGUUUUUUGGCAUUGGUGAAAUCAGGUCAUCACUUCCACAACAGAGACAGACCCUCUCCUGAGUUUUGUGGUUUAAUUAACUGAGAGGGUAUGUCUGGAAUCCACCUUAACCUGUUGGAUGUGUAGGGGGUAUGUAAGGGUGAGUUGGACUGAAAUACUUUCGGUUUCUACUGUGGGCUCUACUAUGGGUAGAGGCUAUGUGUUUGGUUCAAGUGGUGAUGGACUGGGUGCUUCUCAAAGCUGGUGUUGGAGAGCGUUCAACUGUAAAGUCUAAUCUCCUUACCAUUUGUAUGUUUCUCUGGCUAUUCAAAAGAUGCACUACAUGGCCAAAAGUAUGUGGACACCCCUUCAAAUUAGUGGAUUCGGCUAUUUCGGCCACACCCGUUGCUGACAGGUGUAGAAACUCAAGCACACAGCCAUGCAAUCUCCAAAGACAAACAUUGGCAGUAGAAUGGCAUUACUGCUGAGCUCAGUGACUUUCAACGUGGCACCGUCAUAGGAUGCCACCUUUCCAACAAGUCAGUUCGUCAAAUUUCUGCCCUACUAGAGCUGCCCCGGUCAACUGUAAGUACUGUUAUUGUGAAGUGGAAACAUCUCGGAGCAACAACGGCUCAGCUGCGAAGUGGUAGGCCACACAAGCUCACAGAACGGGACCGCUGAGUGCUGAAGAGCGUAAAAAUAAUCUGUACUCGGUUGCAACACUCACUACUGAGUUCCAAACUGCCUCUGGAAGCAACGUCAGCACAAUAACUAUUUGUCGGUAGCUUCAUGAAAUGGGUUUCCGUGGCCGAGCAGCCGCACACAAGCCUAAGAUCACCAUGCGCAAUGCCAAGCGUCGGCUGGAGUGGUGUAAAGCUCACCGCCAUUGGACUCUGGAGCAGUGGAAACACGUUCUCUGGAGUGAUGAAUCACGCUUCACCAUCUGGCAGUCAGACGGAGUAAUAUGGGUUUGGCGGAUGCCAGGAGAACACUACCUGCCCCAAUGCAUAGUGCCAACUGUGAAGUUUGGUAGAGGAGGAACAAUGGUCUGGGGUUGUUUUUCAUUGUUCGGGCUAGGCCCCUUAGUUCCAGUGAAGGGAAAUCUUAACACUACAGCAUACAAUGACAUUCUAGACGAUUCUGUGCUUCCAACUUUGUGGCAACCGUUUGGGGAAGGCCCAUUACUGUUUCAGCAUGAUAAUGACCCCGUGCACAAAGAGAGGCCCAUACAGAAGAAAUGGUUUGUCGAGAUCGGUGUGGAAGAACUUGACUGGCCUGCACAGAGCCCUGACCUCAACCCCAUCAAUUACCUUUGGGAUGAAUUGGAACGCCGACUGUGAGCAAGGCCUAAUCGCCCAACAUCAGUGCCCGACCUCACUAAUGCUUUUGUGCCUGAAUGGAAGGCUGUUAUAGCAGUAGAGGGGGGACCAACUCCAUAUAAAUGGCCAUGAUUUUAGAAUGAGAUGUUCGAUGAGCAGGUGUACACAUACUUUUGGUCAUGUAGUGUACGUUAAAGGCCUUAUAUGCAGACUGCCGUUAGAUAUUUAAAAUGUGAUGCCUACUUCUCCAGUCAUUGGACUGUGUUAACUUUAUAUCGGCAUAAUAUAACAUAAAUAUAUUGUUUUGAUUAUUGUAUUAUUAAAUUACCUCUUCCCCUCUAUUUUCUCCCUAAUUUUCUCACACCCUGUCUGUCUGUGUGUGUAUCAGUCUGUGUGUGUGCGGGGGUGCAGGUGAGCGUUCGGGAGAAGAGGCGUUUCGCCAUGCUCUUCCAGUCGGUGGUGCUCGAGUGCCAGUACCACACGCCUUCCUCCCAGACCCCUGUGGUGCAAUGGUGGUACAAAUCCUACUGCCGCGACCGCACACGAGACUCCUUCACCUUCCCCGAGAGCCUGAGGGUCCAGGGGUCCGAGUUGGGCACCGCGGCCCACCUGGAGUGCUCCGACAGCAGCCGCACCGUCCGCAUCGUAGCCUCCAGCCAAGGACCCUCCAUGACGCUGGCUGAGCACUACAAGGGCCGAGACAUCGCCAUCGUCAACAGUACUGUGAAGAUUUGUUAAGGAGUAGAUUUGUGUUGUGAUUGGAAGUUGUGUGUGUGUGUGGCGGUGUUUGUAGUUUUAAGAGCUUCUAUGACUAGAAGGCUGUGCUUGUGGAAAUGUUGUCAGGGAAGACAUACGACAUGUCCACACACACGCUUCAAUGCUGUUUACUUCAGUGUUAUAGGCGGUGGCCUUGUCCGUCAUAGCCUGUCUAUUAUCCCAGUCUCUCGACUGUUAAUGAUCCAUCUCCCAACAGGAAACAUGGCUGCUUGUGCUCUGCUUCUCCUGUUCCUGAAAUAGUCCUUCUCUGUCUCUGCUUCACAAUAGACCAGGCCAUACACUCACACUCACACACACAUUAACGACACUGCCCCCUGUUCACAAUGGAGUGGUCUCUUCACACACUGCCCUCUCUUAUCCUAUUUACAAUAAACCAUUGAGCUUCUUAUCCAAAUGAAAUACCCACCUUUUUUCUGCCUUUCAAUAGAGAGCACCCACAUACUUUUGUGUCUCUUUUAACAAAACACCCUCCUGUUGUCAUAAAUCUUAAUAGGAAGCUGUAGGAUGUAUGAAUGUGUCAAAUGUCAAUGUAAUGUAUCUUUGAGGUUUGUUCAGUAUAUUGUUUGACUAACGCCGGGUGUACACUACACGACUUACAAAAUCUUAACUUCACUGAGCCUCUCACAUUAAACGACCGUCUUUCCUGUAGUUUUGUAGGUUUGGCACAGACAGGGUGUCACACACUACAAGAUUCUUCACUUGGUCGUGAGGAUUCUCAAUACCACCACGCUGUCUCGCGAAAACAAUGAUGUGAUGAUGUGAUUAGAUUGUUAACGUAGCUACAGUAGAACGAGCUGUGGUUCAAACCAGCCUCAAACAUUUUCAGUCAGACAUUUACGCUUGCCAUACAGAGUUGAAAUAUCUAGCCAACAUUUUGAAUUAAGUAACAUUGCCUGUGAACUUUAGAGGUGUAACGAUUUGACACUUUGGUUAAAGGCAAGUACCAACACACAUUCUGUGUGAUGCGAAACAACGUCAUCAUCUCACUGGCUUCUUCUCUGCCGAGCUCUCUUUGUCUAUCGCUGAUCACCUUCCUUAAAAGUUGUCAUUGUACAUCUUACACUACAAGAGCAUUGUAGAUUUUGUGCUGGUGAAAUCAAACAUGUUUGAAAAUAUCGGGACGUCUGGGACUGCUCAAAGACGGGAUCGGUAGCCCUCAGAUUGCGUCUCUGACCCGCUCACAUUAAACGAGCACCAGUGACGGCCGCACGCCCCGAGUAGGCAACGACAUGGGGAUUUUGUCUCCGACCUCAAAAACUUGUUUGGGACAGCUAAAUCGGGGCCAAAAUCGUGUAGUGUACACCUGGCUUAACAGUAUAUAAUUUUGUUACAGUAUGCAGUUGUCGAUUAUUUGUUAAAUGGGUUUCAUAUGUAUCGUUUUUCAGAGCUUUUAUAGGUUUAUAGUUUUUUCAUAGGAGAUACUGACCAUGCUCUCAUAUCAUUUGACCUCUCACCUAUGACCCUUGUCCUGACCUCUGACCCUGUGUCCUGUCCCUGUCCAGAGGCGGACCUGCGGAUCGGGAAGCUGCAGUGGGGUGACAGCGGUGUGUACUUCUGUAAGAUAGUCAUCGCUGACGACCUGGAGGGGAAGAACGAGGGACAGAUGGAGGUACUGGUGCUGGGUGAGUGACCACAGGAAGUGAACCCUACACACACAGGAAGUAAACAUUAAACACAGGAAUUCAACCACCUCAACAUCAAAGAGGAAGGGAUAGAACGGAAAUUAACAGAAAUCUGAACAUUCUGCUGGGGCUUUCUUAUUUCGAGGUCCUCUCUGGUUUGAAAGGAUUUGGGAAUUGAGGAAGUAGGAAACAAGUAUACUCAUAUGUAUUGUCUUGUGUCUCACUUUCUGAACCUUACCACAGCAGUAAAACCAAUGCGCACACUAAAACCAAUGGAUUUGUGCCAUUGCACCAGUCUCAUAUGCUGACUGUGGUGUGUGUGUUCACGUGUGUGUGUGUGUCGGUGUGUAGGGUAAGUGUAUUUGUUUGUUUGAUAUGGUUCAUAAUGGAGUGCUUAAAUAUAAACAUCCUUGCUCUAGAGGGCAUCUGCCUUCCAAAGUGCACUUACAAGUGCUGCCAUGACGACAGGCAGAAUGGCGUGCGCUGCUCUACACACGGUUCUGAUCCUCUCUGAGAGGACCCAUUGUUUGGCAGAGCUUACCCUUGUAGAACAGCUGACAUAACCCUGACAUAGCCAUACAUAAACCCUUAUAACCUCAGAUAUAGGCCAGGUAGACUGUUGUGCCACAGCAUUGAACAUAGGCUACAUAAUAGAGAGUUUACAACAUACAUUACAGAGAGUAGUUCUAUGUAAUUGUUGUGAGCUAUGUAAUCUACUUCUUAAGCUGUUGCCAUGGCAACAUUCCUUUAUUUGGGGGAACGGGACUAAAGCAUGUUAAGGGUCAGUGGUGUAGACGUAAAAGGAGAGAGUGAAAGACAGAGCGUUUUGUUGUAACACAGGAGAGGAGCUGACUUUGGCCUUGUACACACACCACCAGAGUUUGAGUUGUUGAACCCAUUGUAAUUCCUUCAGGGUUAGUCUGUGUGUCUUAGCACCCCCUCCUACUCCUCUCACUCAAGAGGCACCAGUCUCCCUUCUCUCUCUCAUGUUACCGUCUGCUGUAUUUAUGACUGUCGAGGGCUAGGAGAGUUUAGAGGAUGACUUUGUCCUUAUGGUGGGACUGAGACUGAGUUCCUGAACUCUCUCCUUCUCUUCUUGUUCCUCUUUCCUUCCCUCUCUCCCCUUCUCAUGUCCUCUCUUUCUCCUAACUCCCUCUCUCACUCAGUGGCAUGUAUUCAUGGAUGUCAAGGGAAGCCAGGCUUCCCAAAAUAUUUGUCCAAUAAAAAAAUACAAUUGAUUAAAUUAUUUAAUCUUUCGUCUCUGCGUUUUCAUAAUUUUCCGUCAAUUCGCAAUUGGCUGAAUCUCAUCAGAAAUCAUCAGAGCGAGGGAAACAGCGCCCCUCUGUCUCAGUAUAUGUAGUCCAUAUAUCUGAUGCUGUCUGGAACAAAAGAAUAUGGCAUGUUGCCGCCGUAGCAUUUCAUUGAUUGAUUGAUGCCAGCAAGCAUUUGGCCUCCCUUGAUAAAAAAUAAAUAAAAUAAUUAGCCAAUCAGCGUUGACCUGAGCUCAACUGUGGGUUGUCCUGGUGCAGCAAAACGCCCCCAAGGGAGGCCAGUUUGGAUUUUGCUUCCCACCAAUCAAAUCACAUCCUAAGCAAAACGUCAUCAUUGUUAGAAACACGUGUCAGUUUCUGGUCUGCUUUUGUUGAUGUCCUGCAGUAGCUAGCUUGCUAAAUCGGCCCUUUCCUAAGCCAUGGAUGGAGAUGUGGAUUUGGACUUGUGGUUUUAACGAUUGGCGAUUCUGAUCUAACCCUAAAUUCAAAUAUUGUGCCACUGGCCUGAGACGAUUGAAGUUCAAUAUGUAGCCUAGUAGGCUCACGUUAACUAAUAAUAAAUAAUAUAAUAUGCCAUUUAGCAGACGCUUUUAUCCAAAGCGACUUACAGUCAUGCGUGCAUACAUUUUUGUGUAUGGGUGGUCCCGGGGAUCGAACCCACUACCUUGGCGUUACAAGCGCCGUGCUCUACCAGUUGAGCUACAGAGGACCACAACUAGCUAGCUAACUUAGCUGGUUCAUUGUUGCCCAUAUGAGGAAGUUAGGCUAGCAAGCAUUUUAGCUAGGUAGCCUAAAAAACUAAAACUAAAAGUAUGACAGCGCCAUAGACCAUUUUGCCAAAUUGAAAGAGUGGAGGAUGGCAUUGGCAUUCAACUAGUCUACAAGUAGGAUGAGUCAACUUUAAUUUUUUUGGUAUCUUUAAGUUUGUUUUCAGUGUAUUAAACUAAGCAUGUAUAGCCUUGUUAAUUUGAUGAUGUUUAAAUGUUUAAGUUGAAAUGGUGCUGGAAUAGCGGAGGCAGUCCUCCUGUUGUCUUUGUGCUGACUUGCGGUAACGCCGUAGUUCUAAAUCAGAAGUUGUUUAUAAACUGUCAAACAUUAACUUGCUUGACCAUGCUGCAGGUCAUAUACAGUGGCUUGCGAAAGUAUUCACCCCCCUUGGCAUUUUUCCUAUUUUGUUGCUGCAAAACACCAGUCUCAACGUCAACAGUGACUCCGGGAUGCUGACCUUCUAGGCAGAGUUACAAAGAAAAAGCCAUAUCUCAGACUGCCCAUCUUAAUCUUUUCUUUUUAUUGGCCAGUCUGAGAUAUGGCUUUUUCUUUGCAACUCUGCCUAGAAGGUCAGCAUCCCGGAGUCGCCUAUUCACUGUUGACGUUGAGACUGGUGUUUUGCGGGUACUAUUUAAUGAAGCUGCCAGACACUCUAAUGUAUUUGUCCUCUUGCUCAGUUGUGCACCGGGGCCUCCCACUCCUCUUUCUAUUCUGGUUAGAGCCAGUUUGCGCUGUUCUGUGAAGGGAGUAGUACACAGCGUUGUACGAGAUCUUCAGUUUCUUGGCAAUUUCUCGCAUGGAAUAGCCUUCAUUUCUCAGAACAAGAAUAGACUGACGAGUUUCAGAAGAAAGUUCUUUGUUUCUGGCCAUUUUGAGCCUGUAAUCGAACCCACAAUUGCUGAUGCUCCAGAUACUCAACUAGUCUCAAGAAGGCCAGUUUUAUUGCUUCUUUAAUCAGCACAACAGCACAACAGUUCUCAGCUGUGCCAACAUAAUUGCAAAAUGGUUUUCUAAUGAUCAAUUAGCCUUUUAAAAUUAUAAACUUGGAUUAGCAAACACAAGAAGGAACACAGGACUGAUGGUUGCUGAUAAUGGGCCUCUGUACGCCUAUGUAGAUAUUCCAUUAUACACUGCUCAAAAAAAUUAAGGGAACACUUAAACAACACAAUGUAACUCCAAGUCAAUCACACUUCUGUGAAAUCAAACUGUCCACUUAGGAAGCAACACUGAUUGACAAUACAUUUCACAUGCUGUUGUGCAAAUGGAAUAGACAACAGGUGGAAAUUAUAGGCAAUUAGCAAGACACCCCCAAUAAAGAAGUGGUUCUGCAGGUGGUGACCACAGACCACUUCUCAGUUCCUGGCUGAUGUUUUGGUCACUUUUGAAUGCUGGCGGUGCUUUCACUCUAGUGGUAGCAUGAGACUGAGUCUACAACCCCACAAGUGGCUCAGGUAGUGCAGCUCAUCCAGGAUGGCACAUCAAUGCGAGCUGUGGCAAGAAGGUUUGCUGUGUCUGUCAACGUAGUGUCCAGAGCAUGGAGGCGCUACCAGGAGACAGGCCAGUACAUCAGGAGACGUGGAGGAGGCUGUAGGAGGGCAACAACCCAGCAGCAGGACCGCUACCUCCGCCUUUGUGCAAGGAGGAGCAGGAGGAGCACUGCCAGAGCCCUGCAAAAUGACCUCCAGCAGGCCACAAAUGUGCAUGUGUCUGCUCAAACGGUCAGAAACAGACUCCAUGAGGGUGAUAUGAGGGCCCGACGUCCACAGGUGGGGGUUGUGCUUACAGCCCAACACCGUGCAGGAUGUUUGGCAUUUGCCAGAGAACACCAAGAUUGGCAAAUUCGCCACUGGCGUCCUGUGCUCUUCACAGAUGAAAGCAGGUUCACACUGAGCACAUGUGACAGACGUGACAGAGUCUGGAGACGCCGUGGAGAACAUUCUGCUGCCUGCAACAUCCUCUGGCAUGACCGGUUUGGCAGUGGGUCAGUCAUGGUGUGGGGUGGCAUUUCUUUGGGGGGCCGCACAGCCCUCCACGUGCUCGCCAGAGCUAGCCUGACUGCCAUUAGGUACCGAGAUGAGACCCUCAGACCCCUUGUGAGACCAUAUGCUGGUGCGGUUGGCCCUGGGUUCCUCCUAAUGCAAGACAAUGCUAGACCUCAUGUGGCUGGAGUGUGUCAGCAGUUCCUGCAAGAGGAAGGCAUUGAUGCUAUGGACUGGCCCGCCCGUUCCCCAGACCUGAAUCCAAUUGAGCACAUCUGGGACAUCAUGUCUCGCUCCAUCCACCAACGCCACGUUGCACCACAGACUGUCCAGGAGUUGGCGGAUGCUUUAGUCCAGGUCUGGGAGGAGAUCCCUCAGGAGACCAUCCGCCACCUCAUCAGGAGCAUGCCCAGGCGUUGUAGGGAGGUCAUACAGGCACAUGGAGGCCACACACACUACUGAGCCUCAUUUUGACUUGUUUUAAGGACAUUACAUCAAAGUUGGAUCAGCCUGUAGUGUGGUUUUCCACUUUAAUUUUGAGGGUGACUCCAAAUCCAGACCUCCAUGGGUUGAUAAAUUAGAUUUCCAUUGAUAAUUUUUGUGUGAUUUUGUUGUCAGCACAUUCAACUAUGUAAAAAAAAAGUAUUUUAAUAAGAUUAUUUCAUUCAUUCAGAUCUAGGAUGUGUUGUUUAAGUGUUCCCUUAAUUUUUUUGAGCAGUGUAUAUCAGCCGUUUCCAGCUACAAUAGCCAUUUACAACAUUAACAAUGUCUACACUGUAUUUCUGAUCAAUUUGAUGUUAUUUUAAUGGACAAAGAAAUGUUUUUUCUUUCGAAAACAAGGACAUUUCUAAGUGACCCCAAACUUUUGAACGGUAGUGUAGUUUCUCUCAGGUUACUGAGCUCAGCUGGGUUUAUAUGACUCAGUGCCAGAGCAGGGUGGUAGGAUCUGUGUGUGUUCGUGUGUGUGUUUUUUUUUUGUAUCAGAGGAGAGGAGUGUGCUAUUUAUCUUCAUGACUACUGGAGCCUGUCUGGCUGUGGGAGUUCAGUCUACCCCGACAGCUAGCAGGCCUGUUAAAUCAAAGAGCCCUUUAGAUUGAUAUGUAGAGACACACACACACACACACUUAAUGUGUGUAAACCAGGUAUUUUAGCAACCCUGUUGAACCUAUCUAGAGAGAUAAACAUAGAGAUUAGAAUCAGUUUAUUUUGGCGUUUGGGUGAGGCCACAGACCGGUCCCACUAUUAUUUUUCUCUGUCUCUCCCUCUUUCUCUCUAUCUCCAUUGCCCUUUAUCGUUCUCUCACUCUGUCUCUAUCUCCCUUAACUUUUCCCUCCCUUCCUCUGUCUCGCUCACGUUUAGCAAAAACAAAGCUGCCAUUGUUACCAUGGCGAUAUUGUUCGUCUGGCCCUCUUUCCCUGAUGAGCUCUAAUGGUUAAUUGGUGUCCCAGAAUGCUUCAGAAGUGUCUGUCCCCGUUACACCCUGCCCCAUACGGUAACAUCACAAAAAUACAGCACCCUGCUAAAAUUAGGUUCAGUGUGAGAUGAGAGGUGAGAGUUUGACCCCUGACCUCAGAACUCGUGGCCUUUAAGACUGGGUUAGUGUGUGUGGAGAUCAAUAACCCUAAAGAAGGCACUGCGUGCCGCAACGUUGGUUAGGUGUACCCAUUGAAUUGUUAGGAGCAUAUUUAGAGUGUGCGACUUUCUUUAUAUUUAUACAGUUUACCCUCCGUUAGCCAGCACCUCAACAAAAAUAUGUGGGUUUGCGUCAGCUCAUGCUUUUUAUUACAUGAAGAUCAAUAAGCGACACACUUUGAACUUUGUUUUCACCUCCAUUUUUAAUCAUGGGAAAUUAUUAAUGAUGAUUAUCACUUUGGCUUUAGCAUCAGGUGUUGACGAAUUGUACUGUUUUCCCCUGGUUCCUCUGUUGAUUAAUCUCUGCCGGUCUCAAUGCAUGAUCCUCAGUCAAUAACUCCAUCUGAUUGGCUGAUUUGCCUCACCUUUGACCUCUGCCCUCUGCUACUUCCUGUCUGCUGCGCCUCACCUCUGAUGUCCCUCUCUCUGCAGGUAGGACAGGUGUGCUGGACGAUCUCCUGCCAGAGUUUGAUGUGGAGAUUAUGCCAGGUACGGCUGCUUGCCUCCUCAUUCGCUGGCUACUGUCUGUCUCUCUCUGUCUGUCUGUCAAUCUGUGUGUGAUUAUGCCUUUUCACCUCACCUGUCCCUUCCUUACCUGUUCCCCUCGGUGACAUCCCCGGCUCUGGCUCUGCUACCCCGCCCCCAUGCUGAUCUCUCACUGUCCAAUCAUCUUCUGGGAAUCUUGAUUGAUUUAACAACUGCAGAGGAAAGAACCAAUCAGCUCGUGGCCUCAUCUUAUAUUCUGCCUCUCCACAGUCAUGCAUUAACUCACUCUCGCUAGCUAGGUUUCCGUCCAAUUUGCGACAGAUUUUCAUGCGAAUAUUCUCGAAUCUGCAUUAAACAAUAUGCACAUUUUCCCACCAGAGAUCAGAACAAAUCAAAUGUAUUUAUAAAGCCCUUUUUACAUCAGCAGAUGUCACAAAGUGCUUAUACAGAAACCCAACAAAUGAUCUGUCGGAAUUUAUAAAAUGGAAACCUUACUGUCCCAAUCAUAUUCUUACUACAGUACUAAAUGCAUGGUGUGCAUUUAAUACCUCUCCUCAAUGGAGCUGUCACGCUCUGGCUCCGGGACUGUGUAUUGUGAGCCAGGGUGUGUUCAUUUGGUUGUGUUGUAUUUGGUUGUGUUUCAUUGUUUGGUCCAGUGACUCCCAAUCAGUGGUAACGAGUGUCAGCUGUCGGCUCGUUAUCUCUGAUUGGGAGCCAUAUUUAAACUGUCAUUGUUCACCUUGGGGUUGUGGGUUUUUGUUCCUUGUCAGUCAUUGUAACGGAGGACUUCACGUUUCGUCAUUGUUUGUUGUUUUCGUGUUUCGGCUUUAAUUUAAUAAAGUCAUGUUCACCUUCAACGCUGCGCAUUGGUCCUCCUCAUUAGACGAUCGUGACAGAAAAACCCACCAAGAUGGGACCAAGCAGCGUGUCCAGGAGCCGUCGCCAGGGAGAUCCCUCACAGAUCUCCUUCGCCUCCUGGACUGGGUCAAGCCGAGUGAGGAGGAGAAGGGCUUGACACUAUGGCAGAAGGGCGAGAGGCUGGCGAGCAAUAUGGAGACCUGGUCCACGGGUAGGAGAGACGCCCCAAAAAUUUUUAGGGGGGGGCUCACGACGUCGGACCAGCAGGAGGCCGCGAUAGAGCGGCCCAGUGGGUUGCCGGAGAAGGCCGCUGGGUUACGGGGGCCACUGGUCGAAGAGGGGAUGGAGGAAGUAGAGGCACGACGAGAGGUACUGGCGUGUGUUGCCAGUCCGGUCCGGCCCGUUCCAGAUCCCGGUGUAGGACCAGUGGUGUGUGUCCCCAGUACAGUCCGGCCCAUCCAAGCUUCCCGCACCAAGCCAGUGGUGUGCGUCGUCAGCCCGGCUCUGCCCGUGCCUGCUCUCCGCAUCAAGCCUGUGGUGCGUCUCGUCAGCCCGGCUCUGCCCGUUCCUGCUCUCCGCACCAGGUCUGUGGUGCACGUCGCCAGCCCAGUCCGGCCCAUUCCUGCUACUCGCAACAAGCCAAGGGUGCGAGUCGUCAGCCGGAUUCAGCCCAUUCCUGCUACUUGCACCAAGCCAAGGGUGCGAGUCGUCAGCCGGAUUCAGCCCAUUCCUGCUACUCGCACCAAGCCAAGGGUGCGAGUCAUCAGCCGGAUUCAGCCCAUUCCUGCUACUCGCACCAAGCCAUGGGUGCGAGUCGUCAGCCGGAUUCAGCCCAUUCCUGCUACUCGCACCAAGCCAAGGGUGCGAGUCGUCAGCCGGAUUCAGCUCAUUCCUGCUACUCGCACCAAGCCAGGGAUGCGAGUCUUCAGCCUGGUGAGGCCUGUUCCGGCUCCACGCACCAUGCAAAGGGUGCGUAUCGUCUGCCAGGUCCGGUCCAUUCCUGCCUCACGCGCCAAGCCAGGGGUGCGCGUCGGCAGUCCUGAUCCAGCUAACUGGGUCAGAUCGGACUGGGGGCACUACGGGGGGAUUGUAAUAGGGUGGUGGUCAAGCCCGGAGCCGGAGCCGCCUCCGAGGAACAAUACCCACCCAGCCCUUCCCUAUUUGGGGUGUAGGCGCGGUCGGAGUCCGCGCCUUUAGGGGGGGGUACUGUCACGCUCUGGCUCCGGGACUGUGUAUUGUGAGCCAGGGUGUGUUCAUUUGGUUGUGUUGUAUUUGGUUGUGUUUCAUUGUUUGGUCCAGUGACUCCCAAUCAGUGGUAACGAGUGUCAGCUGUCGGCUCGUUAUCUCUGAUUGGGAGCCAUAUUUAAACUGUCAUUGUUCACCUUGGGGUUGUGGGUUUUUGUUCCUUGUCAGUCAUUGUAACGGAGGACUUCACGUUUCGUCAUUGUUUGUUGUUUUCGUGUUUCGGCUUUAAUUUAAUAAAGUCAUGUUCACCUUCAACGCUGCGCAUUGGUCCUCCUCAUUAGACGAUCGUGACAGGAGCAGUGUUAUUCACAAGAAACCCUACCCCCAAUCUCUUUCGAAAAUUAGAUGUCUCUCUGAAGAGGUAUACUUGGGAUGUGUUUUUUCACAAGGGGCUGACUGAAGUAUUGAGUUUUUAAUUUCUGCUUAUGCCCUGACGAAGUUCAUCAUUAGUGUUGAGAGCCUUCUCGUGAUGUGAGGCUGCAAUAGGAGUGCAGGCCCAAGCCAGCAAGCUCUGCCUCUCUACACCCUGAGCGUUGGGGGGUUAAUAUUACCUUUUAUGUCAAUGAUUAUUACAGAUGUGGAGAGAGGACAGAGAUGCAGAAGGUGUAACUUGAGUGAGUCACAUGUAGUUACUAACUCAAGUAACAAGAUGUGUAUCUCUACUGUUUGUGGGAUCUGUAGUCUUAUUAAUCUCUGUGUUUGUGUUCCAGAGUGGGUGUUUGUGGGAUCUGUAGUCCUGGGCAGUAUCUUGUUCCUUUUGUUGAUGGGGAUCUGCUGGUGUCAGUGCUGCCCUCACUCCUGCUGCUGCUAUCUCCGCUGCUGCUGCUGCCCCGACACCUGCUGCUGCCCACGCCACCGUGAGUAACACACACAACCACAAACACACACAGUCUUACAUUCACUUGCUUCCCUUUUUAAAAGUUUAGGAUUUUAAUAUAGUUUUUUAUUGUUUUCCAGUGUAUGAGGCGGGGAAGAUGGCAAAGAGUGGCCAGCCCCCCCAGAUUGCUGUGUACCCCCCCUACUACAUCCCUGGGGUCCCCACCAUGGUCCCGUUUGCCCCUCCAUCCCUCGCGGACCCUAAGAUGGUCUCCUUCCCCUCAGUGGAGAAGAACCUAGCUGGGGGUGAGUGACCCAACCCACACCUGCGCUCGUCCUUUCAGUCUGCAGGACCUGGACAAGCCAUUCUGCAUUGUGGGAAAUGUUGUUUUGCAUGAUAUAUCACAGUAACACUAACUACCAUUUGUAGAGGGUCAUCUGAGUUAACUAACCCUCUUCUUAUGUCACUCUUUAUUUUCUGUCUCUAUACUGGGUGGAGUUGUAUAUGACCAGACCUGUGUGGGGGUGCGUGUAUGUGUGUGGGUAGGUGGGCCAGGUGUGUGUGCAUGGGUGCAUUCGUAUGUUCAUGUGUGUGUGUGUGUGUGUGUGUGUGUGUGUGUUUUUAUGUGUUUUUGUUUGUGUAAUUGGGUUUUUACUGUGCCCAUAGUGGCUUUUAUCCUUAAUAUAAGUGGGCGUGGGUGUGUGCGUCCGUGUCCACAGUACGCAGUGGCUAUCGUCUCCAGCCCAAUCACAGUCAGGACUCUAUGAAGGUUCUGUACUACGUAGAGAAGGAGCUGGGACAGUUUCCCUCUGCUAAGAUGGCUCCUCCACAAUGUAAGCCUGUACGGAGUCAGUAGUUCCUCUAUAAUCCCUGUGUUUGUGUGUGUGCGUGUCUGCGUAUUUGUCUCUGUCUGUGUUUAAUGUGUGUGUUUGUAUGUAAGUAUCUUUGUUAGUGCUUGUGUAAAAGUUUGUCAUCCUCAUCAGAAACCCUCCGUUACAUUCUCCAUUAACUUGAUUUCGCCAUUAAUAACAAACUAACCCUAAAUACACUGAAUGUCAUUAAUUCCAUCUACUGAGAGAAUCCAUCUGUGUUGAAUCAGUCAAAUGUUGUUUGGUAACUUUUUAAGGACUACUUAUAAACUGCUUAUAAACCAUUAUUAAAUUAUUUAUUAUCCAUUUGUAAACUUUUAUCAACAUUAGUAAGUACAACACAUUUUUGGACGAUGUUAUCUGUAUUAUCAUAAUGUUUUAAAGCAGUUUUUAGUAGAUAAUCAAAUAGUAAUACCAUGAGGUUACACAGACCAUUGGGGCAGGAUGAUGUCACUAGAACACAUUUGGCCAUGGAUGGUGAUUUACUGUAGACAAAAGACAUCAGUGCACUGUAUUGAUUGGACUGUUGCAUUUUUAUCAGAUACUAUGAGAUGGCAUGGUUCUCUAUUUCACAUGACAGUUCAUUUCCAAACCAGUGGCAAUGUAAGAAGGUAUAGUAAUUUUUUGUAAACACACAUUUAUUUAUGGAUUGCCGUGGAAAGCAUUUUGUCAUUGGAAAUUCCAAUAAGGCGGAGGAAGACAGCCCUUUGGCUGGUGUGUUCCAUGGAACGCAUUCCCAUUCUAUGCAUUCUGUUUCUAUGGGUGGCAUAUUGUAAUUUCAUAAUUGGCUCAGAUUCCUUCUAUAAUGUCUCUCCCAAGAUGCAAACUAAGAGCAACAGACCAUGAGCGCCAUCAGCAAAAGCAUUUACUUUGAAAAUGGCCAGUCUAUAUUUACACUCUGGCUAUCAGAUGUUGUUUGUGUUAGUUUGGGUGAUAUUUGAUGAUGUGUCUGUGACUCAAUUAGAAGUGUUGAUGCAUAGUGAUGAUGGUGGUGUAGAGGUCGUAGAUCAAUUCAGAUUCAAAACACUAUUGUAAAAACUUUUCUUGAAAGCAGUAACGGUCUCCAUAGUGAUGUGUUGUCCCAGCAGCCAGUAGCCUAUCAGAGCUCAGCUCUCUGCAUGAGGGAGGGGACACGGAUUUCCGGCGGACCUAUCGGACAGUCCAGAUGAAAGCUCUCCCGCCCAUCGCCGACCUAGAUGACCAAUCAGAACUCAUGGCAGCUCCCGUGCACAACAGUCGUCGACCCAGGCAUUACCGUGGCAACGACACGGAUGACGAACAAGACAGCAGGUACCACUGAGUGUGUGACUGUAACUCUGUAAGACUGUGUGAGGACUGUCUCUAAGGUACUCAAUAUAUUUUGUGUGUCUGUGUGUGAAAGAAAGAGAAGAGGAUGUUGUAUUGUAUAUUGUAUUCCUGAUUAUCUUGUAUUUAGUGUAGGACUAAAAUGUUAGUUAGCACUGUGCCUGCAUUUGUGUAUCUGUUAUGUACUCUGAUCCCCCCUGUCUUCCCUGUGUUUCAGGUGGAACCCCCGCUCUGUGCACCUGGAGAGGAAGACAUUGGGCACAAGGGGGCGUACCGGCUCUCUGGAUGAGCUGGAGGAGUUUGCUAUGUCCUACGGCCCCCGUGCCCGGAGGGGCGAGCCCCGAGACCAGGAAAGGGACUACGACCUGGAGCUACGGGGGCGAGAGCACUACCCUCCCUACUGGGACCACAGCCCCCCUCGCCAUUUCCAUGGAGACCGGGACAACGACUGGCACCCCCGCCGCAGCCCCCCUCCCUCGCCGCAGAAGAGGAGGGACACGUGGGAUGGCGAUCGCGAUCGCCCCUCUCGCCCCCACCAGCACGCCCAGGGGGGGAGGGGUUACGAUUACACUUUCCUUAAUGACCUAUUGGAGCGUAAGGUGAGGGGGGCAGGAGAGAGGGGGGAGAGGGGUGAGAGAGGAAAGUGGCGGGCUGAUGAGGAUAGUGACACUCCCUCCAAGGGCAGUUCGAAGGGCAAGGGCAGCGAUGGUUUCUACAGCCAGUCAUCUAGCAACCGGCCCGAGGAGGAGGACUCUUUGCCUCCGUACUCGGAGUGGGAGGUGGAAAGGUAUCGGACGGUCGACCCAACCGCUGAACGUUACCGCACUGUCGAACCACCCUCAGACCGGUACCGGACCACUGACCCGGCCAUGCAACCGUUCUCCUAUACCCGUCCCCCUAAAGGACUGGCACACACCGUACAGGGGGACAGAGAGGACAGGGACCAGAACCGAAAUAUGGUGAGUUACCUGUAG
Coregonus sp. 'balchen' is the source of this 21065-nucleotide messenger RNA. NCBI's taxonomy places the organism in Eukaryota, Metazoa, Chordata, Actinopteri, Salmoniformes, Salmonidae. The record is from the annotation of a GenBank genome assembly.